This is a messenger RNA of Rhopalosiphum maidis (corn leaf aphid), 2825 nucleotides long. Its product is annotated as probable cytochrome P450 305a1. The coding region runs from base 1356 to 2822 and encodes 488 amino acids. Gene Ontology annotation, molecular function: iron ion binding; oxidoreductase activity, acting on paired donors, with incorporation or reduction of molecular oxygen, reduced flavin or flavoprotein as one donor, and incorporation of one atom of oxygen; heme binding. The transcript is spliced from 8 exons. The record is from RefSeq and is a predicted model, not a curated record. Gene Ontology annotation, biological process: xenobiotic metabolic process. Lineage: Eukaryota; Metazoa; Arthropoda; Insecta; Hemiptera; Aphididae. Gene Ontology annotation, cellular component: intracellular membrane-bounded organelle; cytoplasm.
AUUAAAAUUAUAAUUGAUUAUUUUAUAAUAUUAUAACAGAUAUAAGUGUUUCACGUUAAAAUGAAAAAAUACUUAAUACCUACUUUUAUUAUUUAAUAUUAUAAAUUAUGAUUUGUGAUUUGUGAUUUAUUGAACCUAAAAUAAUUAGUUCUUUAAUUGAAUUUUUAUACAUACUUCAUAGCAUGUUGAUAACAUUCAACUACCUACUUGGUGACGGAGAUUAUGUUAAGUGGAAAAAUAGCUAAUGCAAAAAGAAUAAAAUUAUAGGUUUUAUAAAAAUUCAUAUUUUAAUUUUAUGUUUAUAUAUCUGCCGAGAAAGAGACACUUAAAAGUUAAAUAGGUACAUGUGACUAUAUACAGAGUAAUAUUUGUAUUGUAUGCUAUGAGUUAUAGUGAUACAAAAUUUUUUAAUCAAAUGAAAACCUACCUUUACUUUAAAUUAUUAUGUAGGUGAUUUUUUUGAUAAGUUUGGUGUUUAUAUAUCGAAAUUUAAACGAGUUAUUUUUGAGUUAUUAAAAUGUAUUUACCAAGGAUAAUAAUCCUUAAAAAUGGUCUUAUAAAUCUAUAAAUUAUGAUAUAUAAUAUUAAAUUUUGAUGAAUUAAUAUAAAAAUUUUUUAAUUUUAAAAUUAUCAUAGCUCUUUAGUUCCCAAAAUUAAAUAACUCAAAAACUAAUCGUAUAAAUUUCUGUUUGGAUACAUUAACAUUACAAAAAAAGAAGCCAUCCGCUUUACAAUUUACAGAAAAAUAAAAAACUAUUUCUCUAUUUAAAAUAUAAUUUUGUAUCACAAUAGAGAACACUGUUCAUUAUAAACAAUAAUUUAAGGAUGAACAUCUUUUUUAUCCAGUUGUAUAUAUUUAUCUAUAAGUAUCUCUUUCUCAACACGUGAUACAUUAUGUUGUAUUCGAUAAUAAUUAUUGCCUUUAUAUUUAAUAGUUAAUAACUUGUACAGUACGGUGUGAAUAUCACUCUGUAUAAUAUGACCGGGCAAACGGCCAAAACUAAUGGUGUUUAUAAUUAUUUAUACAACAUAUUUUAUUGUUGGACAGUGGACAACGGAAAUAUCCCCACUUUUUUACUCCACAAAUUAUUGUAAUUAUACAUAUACCAUAUAGUAUUAUACAAAUUUACACACACGACACGCAUGUAUCUGAUUCUGCAGAGGCGAUUUAUUAUUAUUAUUAUUAUUAUUAUUAUAACUAGUAUUCUUUGUCAUUGCUAUAUUAAAUAAAUACGAUUGAAACACUGUUAUAUGAGUGAAUAAAAAACGGUCAGUCGUUCGCCGGCUACCACGUGCGUCGUUUGUCCUAUCGUUAUUCUAACCUGUCCCAGCGCUAACUAAACAAUAAUAAUAUCAUGUCUCUGUUAUUAAUGUCUUGGUAUUUUGUAUGUUUCGUUACAGUCAUUCUGUUUUUGAUCGCUCUCCGUACGUGUAGGAAACCAAAAAACUAUCCACCAGGGCCAAAAUGGAUACCGUUUGUGGGAAAUACGUAUCAAUUAGCUAAACUAUCGUCUAUCAAAAACGGCCAAUAUUUAGCUUUAGAGGAACUUCGUCAAAGAUAUAAUUCUGAUAUUAUUGGGUUGAAAUUAGGACGUGAAUACGUCGUUAUUGUGUUUGGAAACGAUCUAUUGAGUGAAACGUUUCAUAGAGACGAAUUUCAAGGUCGACCUGAUAAUUUUUUUAUGAGACUCCGGACAAUGGGUAAACGUAGAGGUAUAACAAUGACCGACGGAGAUCUUUGGAAAGUACACAGAUCGUUUGCGGUCAGACAUUUGAAGUUACUUGGUUUAGGACAAAGAAGGGCGGACGAAUUGAUUUAUGAUGAAUAUCAACACAUGGUACAACGUCUAAUUGAUACGACAGAAAGUGUAACACCAACUUUACACUUGCAAUCAGCUGUAAUGAAUGUUUUAUGGGAGCUAACAGCGGGCACCAAGUUUGAAGACCCUAAGUUGUUAGCGUUGAUGAGGAAACGAAGUUCAGCAUUCGAUAUGGCUGGUGGGCUGCUUAACCAGAUGCCGUGGCUACGGCAUUUGGCACCUAUCAGGACGGGUUACUCACUCAUAACUGAUAUCAAUCAGCAACUUUAUUCCUUGAUAUCUAAUAAUAUUGCGGAUCACAAGAAAACGAUAACUGACACUACCAGGGACUUUAUAGACGCAUAUUUACAUCAAAUGAAAAAAGAAGAUAUACACAAUACAAUGUUUACUGAAGAACAAUUGAUAGCUGUUUGUUUGGACUUAUUUAUUGCUGGAUCAUCAACAACUAGUAGUACAUUGGAUUUUGCUAUAUUGGCUAUGGCUCGGUGGCCAGAUGUCCAGACUAAAGUUCAAUCUAUUCUGGAUGAGAUCCAACCUCCGGGAACGUAUAUUACAGCCGAACAAAUUCUUAAAAAUCGAUAUGUGGAAGCGGUGCUUUUAGAGACGAAGAGACUGAAUCAUGUGACACCAAUUAUAGGUCCUAGACGUGUGUUAAGAAAUACAAAUCUUAAUGGAUAUAGUAUACCUAAGAAUACAACACUUUUGAUGAGUUUAUAUUCAGUACACCACAAUCCGUUGAAAUGGGAUGACCCUGAAGUAUUUCGCCCAGAGAGGUUUAUGGAUACAAACGAAAAACUCAAUACAAUUGAAGACAUGUAUUUUUUUGGAUUUGGAAAAAGACGAUGUCCUGGUGAAGCGUUAGCACAGCGGUUUGUUAGCUUAGUAUUUGCCAACUUAAUACAUGAUUUUAUUAUCGAAAUCGAUCGGUUACCCGAUGGAUUAAAUUGUGGUAUACUUAUGACACCAAAGCCUUACAAAAUAAAAAUGUCUAAAAGAAAAUGAACA